Messenger RNA from Lutra lutra (Eurasian river otter), 1602 nucleotides. RefSeq names its product eukaryotic translation initiation factor 1A, X-chromosomal-like. The transcript is spliced from 7 exons. The record is from RefSeq and is a predicted model, not a curated record. Bases 165 to 599 code for a protein of 144 amino acids. Gene Ontology annotation, cellular component: cytoplasm. Gene Ontology annotation, biological process: translational initiation. Gene Ontology annotation, molecular function: translation initiation factor activity; RNA binding. NCBI's taxonomy places the organism in Eukaryota, Metazoa, Chordata, Mammalia, Carnivora, Mustelidae.
UUUUCCCGCUGCCGUACUUCUGGGACGACUUAGUGGAGUUUGGUCCAAAUUACUGUCAGUCACAGGUUGUGAUUACUUCGUCUUUUACAAUCUUGGGAGGAGUAGCUGCUGUGCCACCUCAACGGGAAAGAAAUCGAAAGCACCGGGAAGUAGCAGUCACCGCCAUGCCAAAGAAUAAAGGUAAAGGAGGUAAAAACAGACGUAGGGGCAAGAAUGAAAAUGAAUCUGAAAAAAGAGAAUUGGUGUUUAAAGAGGAUGGACAAGAGUAUGCUCAGGUAAUUAAAAUGUUGGGAAAUGGACGAUUAGAAGCUAUGUGUUUUGAUGGUGUAAAGAGAUUAUGUCAUAUCAGGGGGAAGUUGAGAAAAAAGGUUUGGAUAAAUACCUCAGACAUUAUAUUGGUUGGUCUUCGAGACUAUCAGGAUAACAAAGCUGAUGUAAUUUUAAAGUACAAUGCUGAUGAAGCUAGAAGUCUGAAGGCAUAUGGCGAGCUUCCAGAACAUGCUAAAAUCAAUGAUACAGAUACAUUUGGUCCUGGAGAUGAUGAUGAAAUCCAGUUUGAUGAUAUUGGAGAUGAUGACGAAGACAUUGAUGAUAUCUGAAUUGAACUCAGAGUUUGUGAAGAUUAUUCUACAAUUUUGAUUUUGGCCAGCACCUGUUAAGAAGACUAAAACUUCACUUAGUAUGAACUUAGUUUGUUAAGACACACUGAUUUAUUUUCAUUGUUCUAAAGUAUUAUAUUUCUCUAAAAACUGAUGAAACUGAAUUACUUUAAGUGAAAAUUUAACACUUUAUUCAUUCGAUGCAAUUGAAUUUAGGAAUAAAAGACUACAAUUAUAACUCACUGCUGUCAAACAACAGAAACAAGUUAUUCCCACAUGACUACUUUAUUAUAGUUAAUAGGUGUUUUGAAUAAAUUGCCUUAUCAUUUUUGAUAAAGCCUUGUUUUGAUAAAGCCUUGUUCCAGCUAGUCUGUUUACAUUCUUCUCUAUAUUCUAGUUAUCUAGAUGUUUUCUAAGAUUUUUGACAUACUUUAAGAAAGGUAGAAGUCAAGAAAUGGAGCUAUAUUUGUAUUUAUGUACCCAUAUGUAUUUUUAUACUAAGUUUGAUAACUUAAACAUUCUUCUCAUCAUUUUACGUUGCCACCAUCAUUAAAAAAAUAUAUAUUUUCCAAAAUGCAGUUUUUAGAACAUGGGUUUGAAAAGCAGUUUUCAAUUUGUUAGAUUAUCAGUUGCAAUAAUUCAGUGUUAGGUGACCUAAUUAUUUUUACAUUGGAGGUAUUGACAUAUUAGUUGAUAGUAUUUUUACCCAAUGUGUAUAGAAAAUUUCUCAAGAACAACUUUUGAUGAUAAAACGAGACAGCCUUUUUUUUUAAUUUUACAGAAUAGGUUGUGUUAAAUGUGUCACUUAUUGUCAAAAGUCAUAUGCAUUGUGACCCAUAUUUUUGGGCUUUAUGAACAAUUAAAUUACAAUGUAUAAAGGAAAAACUAAUUUUAUAGUAAGUUCUGUUAAACUAAGCCCUUCUUAAAGCCUUAUCUGGGUUUUACCAAAGGGAAAGAAAGGAACCACUACUAAGAAAUAUAAUAAAAUGUGUUGUUGAGUAUA